AUGGGUUCUGCGGGCUCGCGUUCGGCUGACAAAUCGUGGAAUCUACUGAGACCAAAGAUCCCCUCCAGGCAUUCCGAUUCCAAACCUCAUUCCAGGCCCAUCAAUCGUCCUCGUCGUCCGUCCCUCACUAUCCCCUCCUCGGACGAUUCAUUUCCGCCAAGACCGUCACCAGGCGGAGGAUACGGCGCCGCAGGAUACGGCGCAGGACACGGCGCAGGACACGGCGGAGGGUACGGCGGAGGAUACGGCGGCGCCAGUCUAGGCGAAAAUGGUUACCCAGGCAACAACGACGACAAUGUUCGCCACGACGCGAAUCUGCCCAACCCCGUGGAGUUUUCAUAUGAGGAGCUCGUAACGGCUACAGAUGGGUUCAGUGCGGUGAACGUGCUGGGCGAGGGUGGUUACGGGAAGGUGUACCGCGGGGUGGUUCGUGAGGAGGCGCCAGAUGGCAGCACGGUGGAGCGCCACGUGGCAGUGAAGCAGCUGAAUGACGAAGGCCGGCAGGGGUUCAACGAAUGGCUGACGGAGGUGGUGUUUCUGCGUCGCCUGCGCCACCCCCACCUGGUGCAGUUCGUGGGGUACUGCACGGAGAAGCAGCAGGCACUGCUCGUGUACGAGCUCAUGGCCAACGCAUCGCUGGACUACCACCUCUUCGACGACACUCGACCCCCUCUCACGUGGCAGCAGCGGGUCAAUGUUGCUCUCGGUGCCGCCAAGGGGUUAGCAUACCUGCAUGAGGGCACGGAGCGGCAGGUGAUCUUCAGAGAUCUCAAGGCGGCGAAUAUACUGCUGGAUGAGAACUUCAAUGCGAAGCUGUCAGACUUCGGAUUGGCUAAGGACGGACCAGCAGGGGAGAACACUCACGUGUCCACCAUGGUUGUCGGUACCUAUGGCUACACCGCUCCUGAGUACCUGCAGACUGGUAAGGAGUUGCAGGAGUUCAUCAACUUCCGUCCUUUCCCUCACCAUCCCUCUUCACCACCACCACCUUCACCGGGUCACCUAACGUCAAAGAGCGACGUGUGCGCAUUUGGAGUGGUGCUGCUGGAGCUCCUGUCCGGCCGCAGAGCCGUGGACAUAGACCGGCCAGGCGACGAGAAGAACCUUGUCUUUUGGGCCAAGCCGUUCCUGGCGGACAGGAAGAGGAGCGCUGAGAUUGUGGAUCCGCGGUUGCAAGGGAAACAUCACCAAUUCUCCUUCCCUUCCCGCCUGUGCUCCAUUGCUCCACCUGCACCACCACCAGGCCACCUGACAGCAAAGAGCGAUGUGUACGCAUUUGGAGUGGUGCUGCUGGAGCUCCUGUCCGGCCGCAGAGCCGUGGACAUAGACCGGCCAGGCGACGAGAAGAACCUUGUCUUUUGGGCCAAGCCGUUCCUGGCGGACAGGAAGAGGAGCGCUGAGAUUGUGGAUCCGCGGUUGCAAGGGAAACAUCACCAAUUCUCCUUCCCUUCCCGCCUGUGCUCCAUUGCUCCACCUGCACCACCACCAGGCCACCUGACAGCAAAGAGCGAUGUGUACGCAUUUGGAGUGGUGCUGCUGGAGCUCCUGUCCGGCCGCAGAGCCGUGGACAUAGACCGGCCAGGCGACGAGAAGAACCUUGUCUUUUGGGCCAAGCCGUUCCUGGCGGACAGGAAGAGGAGCGCUGAGAUUGUGGAUCCGCGGUUGCAAGGGAAACAUCACCAAUUCUCCUUCCCUUCCCGCCUGUGCUCCAUUGCUCCACCUGCACCACCACCAGGCCACCUGACAGCAAAGAGCGAUGUGUACGCAUUUGGAGUGGUGCUGCUGGAGCUCCUGUCCGGCCGCAGAGCCGUGGACAUAGACCGGCCAGGCGACGAGAAGAACCUUGUCUUUUGGGCCAAGCCGUUCCUGGCGGACAGGAAGAGGAUCGGGGAGAUCGUGGAUCCGAGGCUGCAAGGGAGGUUCUCACACAAGGGAGCGCUGAAGCUCGCUGUUGCUGCGCACUGCUGCCUGCAGGACGCGAAAUCUCGGCCGUCGAUGGCCGACAUGGUGCAGACUUUGACGGCUCUGAUGGAGAUGGGAGAGGGUGCUGCGGGUGGUGGUAGUGGUCGUGGCGGUGACACGCCCAGAACACCCAGAACGCCGAGAACACCCAAAACAGCAAAAACACCAACAGCUUUGAAAACAACGAAUACACUGAAACCACUGGGCAGUGCAGGUGGUGCUGCUGACACACCUGUCGCAUCCCGAACACCCUCUGCUGUCAGUGGUGAUGGUGCCAAUAGCGCAAGAACUUAUACAGGUGGUAGCAAAUGGAGGAACUACCAGUACCAGGACUCGUUGAGACUUAAGAGGGAGAAACGGUAG
Closterium sp. Naga37s-1 is the source of this 2325-nucleotide messenger RNA. NCBI's taxonomy places the organism in Eukaryota, Viridiplantae, Streptophyta, Zygnematophyceae, Desmidiales, Closteriaceae. The record is from the annotation of a GenBank genome assembly.